Chara braunii is the source of this 4645-nucleotide messenger RNA. The record is from the annotation of a GenBank genome assembly. NCBI's taxonomy places the organism in Eukaryota, Viridiplantae, Streptophyta, Charophyceae, Charales, Characeae.
GUCGUCGUGUGCGGGUGUUGUGCGUAAACAUUGCCUUUACGUUCGUCGUAAGGGGUAUAUACGACGGCCACUCACAUUCUUCAUCUGUGGAUGAACCUGAUGAGUGGAUAAGAAGAGAGAGAGAGAGAGAGAGAGAGAGAGAGAGAGAGAGAGAGAGAGAGCCUUUACGUUCGUCGUAAGGGGUAUAUACGACGGCCACUCACAUUCUUCAUCUGUGGAUGAACCUGAUGAGUGGGUAAGGAGAGAGAGAGAGAGAGAGAGAGAGAGAGAGAGAGAGAGAGAGAGAGAGAGAGAGUCAAUGGGAGAGACGAAGGAUAUUGUGGGAAAGCCAUCUUCUACUUCUCCAGCCUCGGUGGUUAUGAAGCGAAAGGGCAAGGAGCAGGAGGAGGCGGAGGCGAAGGCAAGGGGGGGGGAGGAGGAGGAGGAGGAGGAGGAGGAGGAGGAGGAGGAGGAAGAUUUUGAUGGCGAUAAGGAUGGCGGAGGUUGGGACGACUGGAAGGAGGAGGAGGGAGAGGGGGGGGAAGUGGAAGAAGAACCGGUGCCUUGCCUUUUCUGUGAUCUGACUCUCUUUUCUCCUGCCAGCGCCUUCGCUCACUGCGCGACCUCUCAUGGGUUCGACUUUCGCCAUCUCCGCUCUGCAUUGAAGCUCGAUUUCUAUGGCUGCUUGCGUGUCCUCAACUACGUUCGUGCUCAGGUCGCUGCAAAACGAUGCAUUUACUGCAACGGGCCCUUUUCUUCUCGGCUGAUGCUCUUCGAUCACAUGGAACAGGAAGGUCAUUUCCGGCUUUCAGAUGGGGGUGAUGCUGAUGAUGAGCAAGGGAGGAUAGUCAGUGCUUGGCAUGAUGAUAAAUACUUGAUUCCGGUUUUGGAGAACGAUCCGCUUUUGUUCAGUUUAGAGGAGGAGGAGGAGGAGGAGGAGGAGGAGGUUCAUAAAGAAGAAGAAGAAGAAGAAGAAGAAGGGGAAAGAGGGAGUACUACUGGUGAUGGAAGUCAGCAGAGGAACGAAAGAGGAGGAGGGCAUUCAGGUCGUCGUGCUUGUGCUGCUGCACCCGAGGGUCAAGAUGGAUUGGUGAUUGCAAACCGUUCCUGGUCGUUGAUUGAUGGUGACGUGGCAGUGGAUGCGGAUCCCGAUUUGGUAGAAUGUCUUGUCGCCUUGCGCGAUGAGAUCAACGGCGGGCGCCUAAGUAACGAAAUCGUGGGUUCUAAACCCCAGCGAAACUCUGUUCAAUUGGCGGCUCCAGCUCCCAAGGAUGAUUAUUACCACCAACCUGGGGGAGGGGGAGGGGAGGAUAACGGAUCGAGCCCCGCCCCUCCCCUGCCCUUGGAGAAGAAGAAGUGCCAAAACGACGUAGCCAUCGGAUCAGGCAUCGAACCCCAUCAGGGACCGUGUGCCGCGGCUCUGCAUGAUGGGGUCGUUGCCAACGGUGCUGUCGACGUGAAAGGUGGCAUUUGCACUGCUGCCAAGAGCGGUCCAUCAAGUGGGAUCGGGAUCGGGAUGGGGACCUCACCCUCGAGCUCCCAUGCGCGGCGGCGGCGGCGGGCAAAGGGAGUGGCUGGAUGCGAUGGUGAUCACGAUGAUGAUGAUGAUGAUGGUGAUGAUAUUCCCGACUGUGUUCCAAUGGAUGAGGUAGAAGCGAAAGAAUCAACGGUGGCGGCGAAUGGCUCUUGCAUGACGAAAACGACAAGGCCAAAAAAACAGAAAGAAGAACUCAAAGUGCGAUUUGCUGCAGUGGCUGUGCAGGAGGCGCGGAAGUCACGAACGCUGGCGUAUCGAGAUGCAAUAAUGGGCAAUCCGUCCCUUCUAAAGAAUGCUGUUGUUUUGGACGUUGGAUGUGGCACAGGCAUCCUGAGCCUAUUUGCUGCCAAAGCUGGGGCUUCAAAGGUUGUUGCUGUUGAUGGGAGCGGGAAGAUUGCAGGCAUCGCACGGCAGAUUGCUAAGGCAAAUGGUUACCUAAGAGGGAGCGAAGGUGGAGAAAGGAGCAAAGAUGCAGAACGGAGAGAAGACGGGGGACAAUUGCAGAAAGGGAAUCCGGUGAUCGACAUCUUUGAAGGCAUGAUUGAGAAGCUGGAUGGAAUAUUGCCACUAGAGCCCCAUAGUGUUGACGUCAUUGUGAGCGAGUGGAUGGGCUAUUGUCUACUUUUUGAGUCCAUGCUGUCGUCUGUGUUGCAUGCUCGAGAUCGAUGGUUGAAGCCCGGCGGAGCCCUCCUCCCCGACACAGCAACGAUGUUCCUGGCAGGGGUUGGAAAAGAUGCAACAAGUCUUGCAUUCUGGGAGGAUGUUUACGGAUUCGAUAUGUCGUGUGUUGGGAGGGAUGUGGUCGAAGAGGCAGCACAGUAUCCGAUUAUCGACGUCGUCGAGCCAAAAGACAUUGUAACCACUGAUUGUGUGAUAAAGGAAAUGGACCUGAUGAGCAUAACUGUUGACGAUGUUGAUUUCACGGUGCCUUUUCACAUUCAUCCCUUGGGAUGUUCUUCUAGCAAGGCGACAGCUACCCAUGAAAAUGAGGGGACAAAUUGCUCAAAGGAAGAGGAUGGCUUUCUGAACUCUUCAGGUGAUCGAGGCUUGAUGGAGAAAGGUGGUGAUUCGACAGAAUGUCCAAGAGCGAGAAUGCAGGACGACCUGUCCGCAGCGGAGGCGCGGACCAAUGGGAAAGGUGGUGAUGAUGGGGUAGUCAUGUGUUAUGGUGUGGUUGUCUGGUUUGACACAGGUUUCACAAAGCGCUUCUGUUCCGAAAAGCCAACGGUGCUUUCGACAUCGCCAUACCGACAAAAAACACAUUGGUCGCAGUGCAUUCUAACGUUCCGUGAGCCGAUUGCACUUGCGAGCCACGUUGACAGUCCUCCGGUGCAUCUCGCACAGUCAUCCACAUCUUCAGCAGAGCCAAUGACAUCUUGCAGCGCGGCCAUUAGUGUCCAGCAGCAAAGACGGAGUGGGAAAGCGAAAGGCGCUGGCAGCCGAGAGUUGCCUGCCAUUGCCAUAAGAGGGCGCGUCAGCAUUGCAAGAAGUGCCAGGCAUAGGAGCAUUGACAUUUCGCUCGAGACGCAGGCAGUGGCAGCAGAUGGGAGCGUCCAGGAUUGGCCAGUGCAGAUGUUCGACAUUUGAGCGGCAUGAUGUCGUCGUUGUUUUCUUGCGGGUUGUGUGCAUGUGCAAACUGGGUUCUUGACCGUUGGAUGGAGGGAGCUCCAGCUCCUGAUUUUGUACAUCGUCAGAAUGCAUCUCAUCGGUGCGUGACACUGGAAUCUAUGCGACGAUCAGUGUGAACGGUCAUCGUGUUUUGUAUCGUUGGGCUUGUGAACGAUCAUCUUUUUUUGUAUCAUUUGCUGUGGUGGCUUUGGAUGAGCUUUUUCUGCUCCCCCAAUUCAAAUCUUUACGAACUCCGAACAGCAAGGCUGCUUUGAGUCUGGGCUCGAGCUGUGAAUCUUAAAAAGCUCUGCUCCUGAGGGGGAAUCGUGAGUCUCUCUUGAAGCGUGAACGGCAUCUUCAACGGACUUUGAUCAGCCCACCCAAACCACUGCAAACCACCAUGUUGUUGCUUUGCUCCCCAGGUGGGAUUCCGAGUCUGUCUCAAUGCCCGAAGGACAUCUUCAACGGAGUUUGAUCAGCACCCCAAGCCCGCCACUUUGGUGAACCCUCCUGCCUACCCCGGAUAUCAAACUAUUGCGGGGCUAGGCCUACUCCGAAUUGCAGGCCUAGGCGGGCUAGUCAGCUAAACCAACCUGUCGCUUCUGUUUCUACCAGCAGGAUACUAUGAAGGCAAGCAGGCCAGCGGUUGUUUAGGUAUGUGGAGUUUACCAAUUUCGGGAUUUUCCAGUGAUUGGCGGUGUGGAGGACCCUACUCAGGUCCAAUGCCAAUUUUGAGCUGAAUGGCCAUACUGUUUUCUUCCCUACUGUUUCGGAGGUCUUCCAUGUGUAGUGGAGCCUGAGAGUUAUCGCUUCGGAACUAUUUGACCUGCUUUGCAGCCUCUUGUGAGGUUUCAUGGGAAUGUUUAAGAGGAGGUGAGUGUGAAGGGGAGGUAUGUGGGGCGGGCAAGGGGACGUCCUAUGGAAGUAGCAGAGCGCAAUACGUGUUUAACAAUUUUAACUGUCUCUGCAGAAGUAGGCGGUGAGUGAACAGUGGUUGUGUUAGCCUGUUAAGUGGUUGCUGCACUGGAAGGAAGGGUGUGUGGCAAGUGUAUGAUGACGGCCUGCACAAGGCUGUUAGGAGAAGCAGAUGCAGCCGUCUGUGUGUGGGGCAUUAAGGAGUUCAGUGGGUGUGCGGUGUUGAGGAGUGCACUGAGUGCAACAUGUCUUGAGAUGUUCGCUGGGGGCGAGUUGACAAAGUGAUUAUGUUGGAAGGUGUUGAGGAGGAGGGGGAGGAGGGGGAGGAGGCGGUGGCCGCGGCGUCGGAGGAGGAGGAGGAGGCAUCUUGGCGCCGGGUGUUGAGGUAGGUGUGACUGUGGUUUAGGGUCUUUGGAGGAUCGAUGAAGUGAUAGAGUCAGGUAGACGAUUGACAGAGUUGUGGAAGAGUGAUGGAGUGAUGUUCCUGUGAAGAAUGAUCGGGUUAGAUCAGGAUAGGUAGAGGUUUUAAGAUGUCGGGUAGAAGCCAGAGGGGACUGCAAGUUUUUGCACCCUUGCUGUGCUCGCAGGUGAUAGUGCUUCAGAUAC